AUGGGUAUCUUCAAGCGCAAGGACUCCAAGAAUUCCAUCCAAGCGACGGAAAAGGACGAUCGCGAUUCUUUCGUAUCCGUGAACAGCGCUCGGACUUCCAAUGCGUCCUUGAGAUCUCCCGGCUACAAGGGCAGCGGAUUGCCCUCUUCUAUCCCUGAGCUGGCAAUCGCUGGCCCACCUGAUCCAGCCCUAGAUCCGGCCGCCUACCUGCGUAGCAUCCAUGCUAUCCGACAGAGGUCACACGUUAUUCUCCGAAAAGCGAAGAGGAAUCAGCUUAAUCAUUUCGAUGUCGACAUGACCAAAUUCGCCGAAACGGCGUCCUAUGUGGUUUCCAUCAUAAAGAGAGAUUAUGCGCCCGAUUACUCGUCGAUUCCUCCCCAUGGCCGUUGGCAACAUUUCGACGUGGGCGGAAGACCCCGUGUCAACCAACUGCUUCAGUCGUGGCCUAGCACCAUCGACGCUCAGGAGCGUACCCGACGAUUGAUCGAUCUCUUUGUGGUGUCGGUGCUCCUGGACGCUGGUGCCGGGAACAAAUGGUCAUACAAGUCCAAGGAGUCCGGUAAGAUCUACUCGCGCAGCGAGGGCCUUGCGGUAGCCACGCUGGAGAUGUUCAAGAGUGGGCUUUUUAGCAGCGAUCCAACGGAGCCUUGUCAGGUCGACGGAGCAGGGCUGAAGAAGAUUAACGUUCAGGUGCUGGCCAAGGCAUUCCAGCACUCGGAAUCCAACCCACUGGCAGGCAUUGACGGCCGUGCGGGACUUCUGGUGAGACUCGCGGAUGCAUUAAACCACCAAGAUUUCUUCGGUGUAGAUGCGAGGCCAGGAAACAUGCUUGACUACCUCCUUUCACACCCAUCCACAUUAGCUUCAUCCGUGCCUAUUGUUCCGAUCACGACACUAUGGACGGUUCUCAUGGACGGCUUCGCUUCUAUAUGGCCCCCUUCCCGGACACGAGUUGAUGGCUUGAGCAUUGGCGACGCCUGGCCAUGCUCCGACCUCCCCCGAUCCCCUCCAGCAAACCCCUGGGAAUCCAUCGUCCCAUUCCACAAGCUCACCCAGUGGCUGUGUUAUUCGAUCAUGGUCCCGAUGUCGAAACUGAUGAAGAUCCACUUCGCUGGCAGUGAACUUCUUACUGGACUUCCCGAGUACCGAAAUGGCGGUCUCCUGAUUGAUCUGGGUCUGCUGACUCUCAAGCCGGCUGACCUUGAGCGGGGACUUGCGGCAUACAGAGACAAUGCGCAAAUCAAGGGACAGCCUAGCAUGGAAGUUGUGCCUCUUUUCUCCACUGAUGAUGAUGUGGUGGUAGAAUGGCGAGCACUUACUGUCGGCUUCCUGGAUGACCUCCUGGAGGAGGUCAAUGGACAGCUGGGUCUUCUUGGAGAGGAUCAACUCUCAUUGGCCCAGAUGCUUGAGGCCGGAACAUGGAAGGGUGGUCGCGAAAUCGCCGAAGUCUCAAGGCCAAACACGAAAGAGCCCCCUAUCAUGAUCCGAUCCGACGGCACCGUAUUCUAA
This is a messenger RNA of Aspergillus mulundensis, 1509 nucleotides long. RefSeq names its product URC4/urg3 family protein. The coding region runs from base 1 to 1509 and encodes 502 amino acids. NCBI's taxonomy places the organism in Eukaryota, Fungi, Ascomycota, Eurotiomycetes, Eurotiales, Aspergillaceae. The transcript is spliced from 4 exons. The record is from RefSeq and is a predicted model, not a curated record.